CGGAGGGGACCGAACAGCAGCGACGGCAGGGUGCAGCCCGGCCUGUUCCGGCGGUGUCCGCUCGCCAUGUCCAUCAGCAGCUGCACCUUCGAGGAUCGGUCGGUGGCUGUGCUGUGCUGCCGCUUCUGCCAGCAGGUGCUGAGCUCCCGGGGCAUGAAGGCCGUGCUGCUGGCGGACACCGACACCGACCUCUACUCCACCGACAUCCCGCCUACGGGCACCGUGGAUUUCAUUGGCAGCUGCUAUUUCACUGAGAUCUGCAAAUGCAAGCUGAAGAACAUUGCCUGCUUAAAGUGUGGGAACAUCGUUGGUUAUCAUGUGAUAUCUCCCUGCAAACCCUGCCUGCUCUCCUGUAACAAUGGCCACUUCUGGAUGUUCCACAGCCAAGCAGUCUUUGGCAUCAACAGGCUAGACCCUUCUGGUGUGAAUGUAUUGCUGUGGGGCAACCUGCCAGACCUGGAGGAAAGCACAGAUGAAGAUCUGUCUUGCAUCUCUGAGGAGGAGUGGAUCAGAUAGAUGUUAUCUGCACUAUCCUGCAGCAUCUGCCUGAGCUUCCUUGCCUUGCUGUUUGCCUUGGAGUUUGUUCUCCUGCUUAAGCC
Dryobates pubescens (Downy woodpecker) is the source of this 599-nucleotide messenger RNA. It is a transcript of the gene RUMY1, whose product is annotated as family with sequence similarity 72 member A. Gene Ontology annotation, cellular component: cytosol. Bases 67 to 516 code for a protein of 149 amino acids. The record is from RefSeq and is a predicted model, not a curated record. The transcript is spliced from 4 exons. NCBI's taxonomy places the organism in Eukaryota, Metazoa, Chordata, Aves, Piciformes, Picidae.